GACCAGUCUCGCCAGCGACCUCGUCAGCCUUGAGCCCCACCUGCGGUCAUCAAUGGAUUACGAGGCAUCUUACCAUUGGGCAGCUGCCUAAUUACUUGCUACCAUUUCCCUAGGUAGUUGCUGACUCCUGAGAUGUAACGAUGAUCUUCCUAGAAAAGACUAGUUCGUACGUGAGUAAGAUUUGGGACUGAAAUUUUGUCUUCCUUCACGAUUCUUGGUCUCCUCAAAAUUUCACAUUGCUCCAGAUUCAUUGCCCCAGUCUGGUGCUCCCAUCGCCAUGAAGCUUCUGAACUGCUCCAGCCUACAGAUUGAGGAGUUCUACGGACCGUUCAUACCGGAAUCUUAUGCCAUCCUUUCCCACCGAUGGGAGGCCGAUCAUGAGGAGGCUACUUACCAAGAUUUUGGUAAAACUGAUGUGAUAGCGCGAAAGAAAGGAUGGAGAAAGAUUCAGUAUUUCUGUCGCCUUGCGCUGCAGCGGGGUUAUAAAUAUGCCUGGGUGGAUACUUGUUGCAUCAACAAACAGGACUUCACAGAGCUGACGGAAGCUAUCAAUUCCAUGUUCAAAUGGUACGCGCGAUCUUCAGCCUGCUAUGCGUACCUGUCGGAUGUGGGCGUCGACGGGGUGUCACUUCAACAGUCUCAGUGGUUCACUCGCGGGUGGACUUUACAGGAGCUGAUCGCCCCCUCACGCGUUGAUUUCUUUGACAAGGACUGGAACUACAUUGGAAGUCGAGCCGAUCUCUGCGAUAUCAUUCAUGAACGCACGAAUAUCGACAAAAGCAUACUCGUGGCAGGAAGCGGGAGAGUCGAAGGCCUUUUGACGACAAUACCGGUUGCGAGAAGAAUGUCUUGGGCAUCUGGGCGCGCGACCAAGAGAGAAGAGGAUUUGGCGUACUGUCUCUUGGGUGUUUUUGGGGUUAAGAUGCCACUUCUUUACGGCGAGGGUAACAGAGCGUUCAUCCGACUUCAGGAAGAGAUUAUUAAGGAGACCAAUGACUUGUCAAUCUUUGCUUGGUCUGCUCCGACUGACUCUCCAUUGGGCUAUUCCGGGAUUUUGGCCAUGUCGCCAUCGGCUUUUGAAACCGCAACUGAUAUCGUACUAAGUAGCGAGAUCAAGUAUAACCCCGAGUACGCAAUCACGAACAAAGGCUUGAAAAUCACAGCUGAGACGAGUCUGAUGCCCGACGGCGCGCACUUCUUAAGCCUCCGCUGCCAUAGAUCCAAUGACCCAGGCCGUCGUCACCUCGGGAUUCUUCUCAGAGACCAGGGCGGCAAUGUCUUCCUCCGCUGGAAAACCGGUCGCCUCUGGAGUUUAGAGCACAGCGCGCCGGGCAUCGAGCACGUGAUGUUCAUCAGCAAAUUCCUCGAGCCAGACGUAGCGGAGACGCUCGCUGGGAACAUGAACUCCAUCUACCGCAACGCUUUCUGCUUCCCGCCCACGCCGCCAAAGGUGGAGUUCGUCAAAGCCCGGCCCGACGGCAUGUGGAGCUCGUCCCGGCGUAUGUUUAUCACGCAGGGGCUUGACACAUUUGACGGAUACGUUCAGUACCGGACCUCGGGUACGGCUGACCAGAACUUUAUCGUCGCAUGUGGCUUUACCGGCGGUGGUGCCAGUCCGUGGGUGUGUCUUGCGGCUGCUAGUGACGAGACGAGGGACAUCUUCAAUACUGCAAUGAGCGGUAACUUUGUGAAGUUGCGCCAGCUUGGUAGUGAGCGCGGUGUGAUGAAGACGAGAAUCGCGUUUGGUAUGGAUAGGCGGGUUGAGGAUAGGCCGGUGGUGUUGAGCCUUGGAAUGGAGACGAGGAUGUUGGAGGGACAGCCUGUGUUUUCCAUCUUUGUGGAUCAAAGAACCGAUUGGGGUGAUUUAUGCUCGGUAAUGUAAGGCAAGUAAAAUUGAACAUCAAUCUCACAAGCCAUGAACUAGAUGUCGGUGAUAAGCCCAGGGAUGAAGGAAUCCAGUCCUAUUAGGCCUUUACAAGAGAGUACAAUGCCUUCAUCUUUCCAUAUCAGUUUUCUCUUUGCCUGCAGUGCUAGGACUCAUAUUUGAGAAGACGUUUUUCGACUUGUUAUUCGGCUUUGGCCUUUCGCUUUCAAGCGAAAUAUCUGACUCGCGGCUUCUAGGCUUCAUUUUCAACAAUACAUCCGGUCUGGCAGUCUUUGCAAGGAUAAUAAGCCUGGAGAUAUGCUGCUUACAUGGAACUUACACGGAAGAGCAGGGCAACUAUCUUGGGCUAAAUCACACUUACAACAAUUCCGGCCACGUUGCACAGGAUUCUAGUACCUUGUGACAAAGACUAACUUGGUC
Messenger RNA from Colletotrichum godetiae, 2305 nucleotides. Its product is annotated as heterokaryon incompatibility protein-domain-containing protein. The record is from RefSeq and is a predicted model, not a curated record. The coding region runs from base 278 to 1882 and encodes 534 amino acids. The transcript has 2 exons. NCBI's taxonomy places the organism in Eukaryota, Fungi, Ascomycota, Sordariomycetes, Glomerellales, Glomerellaceae.